AUGGCCUCUAAGAAUAUCGCAAUUAAUCAAACUCGGAAAGCCAAGGUACAGUGGUGGGAUAAUCGGGAUAUGCACAUCCUAUGCCCAUGGUGUAAGGAGAUCCAUCGCCACGGCUUUAAUGGGAACUAUUCCCAACACCAUCGACGCGUCCCCCAUUGCGAUCCAGUUUUCGACGGAAAAUUUCGACACUUUGACUACGAUAUACAAUUUCCACUAGGCGUGUUGUCAGCAGAUAGCUAUGAGAUUGACAAGGACAAUCUUCGGUUUGUAGCAGGUGGAGCUCAUGUGCCUGACGACGACGACGUCAUCCCGGAGGAUGAGGCAGAUCAUUUGAGGGCUGAUUUCAGGAGAUUGAUCGAGAAGAAACGAAAGUGGACGGAGGCAACCGAGACCGAGAUUAUUGAGAAUUUCCCAACCAAAAAGAUAGGCUUGGUGGUAAGCCAGAUGGUGCAGGGCAAAAUCAUGUAUGUUCGAGAGUACCUCGAGUCCUCCUCAGAGGCCGAUAUCUUCCUUUGCGGUGUCGAAUCAUGGGAGAGGCCUCAGUACAAUGCCUCUGAUAAUGAAAGCGAAGAAAUAAGUACGGAAGAUAAUACAACGGAGACAUUAGGAGAUACAGCAUUACAUAUGGCCGCAUGCGAGUCAUCGUCUGAAAUGGUUCAACUUCUUCUCUCAAAGGGCGCCGACCCUAACGCUAUGAACUGUGAUGGUCGAACUGCUCUCAUGGAGGCAGCACUGUGGGGUCGGUUGGAAAACGUUGAAAUCCUGUUAGAAUGCGGGGCUGACAAGUCUAAAACAUGCAUCGAUAGCGGAAAACUUCGGUGCGCUGCUUAUUUUGCAAAGCCGCUAAAGCAGAACGUAAAGGUACGAAGGAGGCGCGCCGGUGGUGAUGAGAGGCGGUCCAAACCCAUAUAUAUGGAAGAUACGUAUGCAAGGGAUAAGGAUCGCGAAGACAUUGUCUUCCUUCUUGAAGAUGUGGUAGACGAGCUAGGUCCUCACCAGCUAGACACAUGUGUCUAUAAACGCUCGCCCAACGACCGCACGAUGCUCUCCCUAACGACUCACUAUAGUCUUCCCAACGAAUGGAAGACAGUUGCGUAUAUGGACCGCGGUGGAGGGCUUCCAGAAAUUGCUGCCAUGAGCGGUUGGUCGCAUGCACAAAGCAAAAACAUCUGUGUUGCUGGCCGAGACUGGACAGAGGCGGUACUCGACCUAUGUAAAUUAGUUGGAUUUUUCCCGGAAUCCAAUUACCGCGACCGGGGCGUACCAGGACGAUUCAAUGCUUGCCACGCAGAGAAACAGCUAAUUGCGUACUUUGCUCACAAACAUCUAUUUUUAGAACUAGGCAUCCGUAAGGGGUCGGGGGUUGAGUCAACAUUCUCGAUGCUCACUUUGGAAGAGUUGGCGGAUCAGCCGUAUGAUGAAUACAAGGUGAAGCUUGCGAACCUACGGGAAGCAUCUCCGAGUAAUUCCUUAAAGGAGGCCAAGAUAGUUGUCAGUAGCCCUUUAUGCGAUGACUGUAAACGCUUUGCGGCAAAGGUGAAUCGUGUACUAAGGCUGGAUUUGCGGCUAUACCACCGUUGCUUGGAGUCGUCAUGUACUGUAUGUCUGAACUAG
Messenger RNA from Daldinia childiae, 1614 nucleotides. RefSeq lists its product as uncharacterized. Gene Ontology annotation, cellular component: cytoplasm; nucleus. The record is from RefSeq and is a predicted model, not a curated record. The transcript has a single exon. Lineage: Eukaryota; Fungi; Ascomycota; Sordariomycetes; Xylariales; Hypoxylaceae. Bases 1 to 1614 code for a protein of 537 amino acids. Gene Ontology annotation, molecular function: protein binding.